Prunus armeniaca (apricot) is the source of this 1023-nucleotide messenger RNA. The record is from the annotation of a GenBank genome assembly. NCBI's taxonomy places the organism in Eukaryota, Viridiplantae, Streptophyta, Magnoliopsida, Rosales, Rosaceae.
AUGGAGGUGAUUACAUAUGUUGAUGAAGAGACUGAAGAACAAGAAGCUAAGCUGGAUAAUAUGAAUACUUUUUCACAUGUUCCUCCUGGUUUCCGAUUCCAUCCGACGGAUGAAGAACUUGUUGAUUACUACCUCAGGAAAAAGGUUAGUUCAAGAAGGAUUGACCUUGAUGUCAUCAAAGAUGUAGACCUCUAUAAAAUUGAGCCAUGGGAUCUUCAAGAAUUAUGCAGAAUAGGGACAGAAGAGCAAAACGAAUGGUACUUUUUUAGCCAUAAAGACAAGAAGUAUCCCACUGGAACUCGAACAAAUAGAGCCACCGCUGCAGGCUUCUGGAAAGCCACAGGUAGAGACAAGGCCAUUUACUCAAAGCAUGACUUAAUUGGCAUGAGGAAGACCUUAGUAUUCUAUAAAGGGCGAGCCCCAAAUGGACAAAAGUCAGAUUGGAUUAUGCACGAAUACCGUCUUGAAACCGAUGAAAAUGGAACUCCACAGGAAGAAGGCUGGGUUGUGUGUAGGGUUUUCAAGAAGAAAAUUGCAAGCAUGAGAAUUAAAAUGAGUGAACAUGAGUCACCAUGUUGGUAUGAUGACCAAGUCUCCUUCAUGCCGGACUUGGACUCACCAAACCAAAACUCAAACUCCAACAUUAAUAUGGCACCAUACCACCACCUUCCUUACCCUUGCAAGAAAGAGCUGGAUCACUUGCCAGCUUUCCAGGUUCCCCAUGAGCACUUCUUCCAGCUCCCUCUUCUGGGGAGCCCAAAACUACUCCAAUCUUCAGCCACAGGUGUAAGCAGCUCCAACUCCAUGGCAGCUCAUGCAUAUAGUAUUGACAUCAACCACGCUUGCACUUUUCAGCCGUCGGAUCAAGAUCAAAACUUUCAUGGAGCAGUCUAUGGUAAUAACAGUAAUGAUGAUCAUCAGCAAGCCGUAGAUCAACUGACCGAUUGGCGAAUGCUUGACAAGUUUGUAGCUUCACAGCUCAGCCAGGAUGAUGCUUCAAAUAAGGGAAAUAGCUACUCAUGA